Oncorhynchus mykiss (rainbow trout) is the source of this 1934-nucleotide messenger RNA. Lineage: Eukaryota; Metazoa; Chordata; Actinopteri; Salmoniformes; Salmonidae. The record is from RefSeq and is a predicted model, not a curated record.
AAGUCAUUUUAGCAACGAGAUGUGCAGGCAAGCUUGCACAAGGACAGUGAGGCAAGAACACCGAGGACGCGCAUCCAAUGUGGAGGUUCAGUGCCUGAUUUGAGGACGUAUUGCAGAGUUCUAAAUUUGACUCAUGAACUAUGAAAGAAGUUGCGCGCGCGCGUGCUUUCAUUGAGUUUGGAUAAUAAUGGUUUGCUACAGACAUUUAUCACCCAGUUGAGAUUUCAUUGAAAGAAUCCGAAUCGUGUGGGGGAUUGUUAUUCUCAACGUGAUGGAUACAAAUGCGUUGGCUGUGUUUAAACUUUUAGUGGUUGGAAUUUUGGGAAGUGUUUGGAAUUGUACAUUUAAUGACCACCUGGUCAAAAUGUGAACUCUUGGAUGACAAGAGGAUUGUCAGCCACAGAGAAUAUCAAUGUUGAGUCUAUACCACGAAGGCCUAGUGUGGCUCUGUGCAACGAGACCCAGCUACUGUGGGAGAUGGAGGUGUGUGGGGAGGAAUUCAAGCGAAAGAUGGACCACGUGGAUCCCCAGAACUGGUGCAACUUAACACACUUCAUCAGUGAGUACCACCUUUUCUCGCUGUGCACGGAGACCAACGCCGGGCGCAUCAACUGCUACUGGCCCAACCCACUGGUGGAGAGCUACAUCAUCCGGAUCCACAAGCACUUCUUCUCCAACUGCACCCUGGAGAGGGUGAUCCUGGUGGACCCACCGGACGACACACUCACCAUCCUCAUCCUCAUUCCUGUCUUCCUCACCCUGGCCAUGAUCGCGCUGGUGGUGUGGUGCAGCAAGCGCAGCGACAUCCUGGCUUAGGAUCUUGGUUGGUUUGGUUCCCAUGUGACUGUCCAGCAUGUCCAGAGACCCAUAAACGUCUUUAUUGAGCCCUAGAUGAGGAAUUGGGUUAGGGAACCUACAGAGGGAACUUUUGUUUGUUCAUUGUGUCAUUUCAGGAUUAUGGUGGAUUGAAGGGAUUAAAGAAGCCACUUAACACCUUUGAAGGAGAUGCAUCCAAACUCAAUUUUUCGAGCUCGGGACUGUCCAAGGCCUUUUGAUAGAUAUACUGUACCCAAGGACCCAAGACACAUACGAGACAUUUAGGAUUGUUGAUCCUUUGUAUGAAAUGGGACUGAGGCCCAGGGACUGCUUAAAUAUGAUAAUUUAUAAGACAUGGUUAAACUUUUAAAUAUAUUCUCAUGAAGAUGUCUACUCAAUAGGACAAUAUGGACAAGCUGAGACCUGAAUAUGUACAGUACUUUUCUGUACCAGUGCCGUCUACUGUAUGGAAACUACAUUUUGGUCCCGUAUUGCCGCCAUGCUUUCUGUACAGUACUGUUUCUUCCUCACCUGUUAUGUGUUGUCACUAUCGGGUCAAGCUGCACAGAUGGCUAAAAUUAAAAAACAAAAAAGGGAUUUUUACCCUAUCCCUGAUUUUAUUUUGCCCAAAACUUAACCACAUCCCUAACCCAAAGCUUAAAUUCAGACAACAAAAAAAAGUAUAUUUUCAUGUUCAUACAUGUUCGUGAUAUACGGAAAUUGAGUGUGAACUUGGCCAUCGAGUGUGAACAAGCCCUAUAUGUGUACCUUAUAAUAGAGCAGUUGUUCUCUUGCAGUGUUUGUGGGGCGCCAGCGAGCACACACUGAAUCUACCUUCAUUAUUUCUCGUCUCUAGUUUGUCGUGGCAGUACCGCAGAAGUUAUCACUGAAUGCACUGCUUAGUUGGUGUAACAUCAGCAGGAAUUCUGCUCACGCUAAUUUGUAUUUAAUUCUGCUGUUUAAUCAUUCCGGUGAGGUAGGAACGUAAAUCACUGUCAAGAUUAGGAUCUCAUUUUGAGAAUUUCAUUUUGCCAGAAGUAAACUUUUGGUAUUGAGGAGCUAUUGGAUUGUUUACUGUACUGCUAUUUAAUGUUUUAAUUAAAUGACUUAGAAUAGGA